AUGCAUCGUAUGGUGUCUCCCUUUUAUGCACAACCCUGUCUCAUCACCUCCAAGAAUGUGUAUUUCUCCUCUUGGCUUGCUUCUGGCCAGCCAUAUCCCCGCCUCACCAGAGCGUCUCACGAGUUUACUCCUGUCCCUGGUUGGGCUGUAGCGUCGGCGGCAGCACCGGCGUCAGAAGCGGCGAUGGCGUGUGCUGUAGCCAUGCAGCCUUCCACUGAGGCGCUCUCUUAUCGGAUUGGGGGCAUGCUGGGCAUCCUCGUUAGUAGCAUCAUUGGUUUCUCGCUGCCUUUUCUUCUGCGCGGGCGCCACAAGACGCUGCUCUUCUUCUUCCGGGCCAUGGCUGCUGGCAUCGUGCUGGCAGUUGCCAUCGUGCACAUCUUCCCAGGUGCACAGGAGGCGCUCUCAAACCCGUGCCUGGACCUCUCCUCCUCCCCCUUCCCCUGGGCGCCGUGUGCUGGCUCUAAGUGUGUUGACUCCACUUGCACAGACGCUAAGUGCGUUGACGCCAAGUGCUUAGCUAAGUGCUGCGAGACCAAGUGCCCCGCCUGCCCCGACUGCGCGCUGGACGUGAGACCAGGGGAGGAGGAAAAGGCAGCAAUGAAAACCGGGAAAGCGGUGGAGUGGGAGGAGCAGGAGGGGCGGGAGGAGAGUGAGGAGAGGCAGAUGAGGGAGGCGGUGGCGCUGUCGUCGCUGCGAGCAGUGGCGUACACGCUAGAGAUGGGUAUCAUCUUCCACUCCAUCUUCAUUGGGAUCGCUCUCGGGGCGAAUCACGACAGUGCGGAGAUCAAGGGGCUUGCAAUCGCCCUCGUCUUCCACCAGGGCUUCGAGGGCAUAAGUCUUGGUACCGCCAUUGCCCCGUGCCGCUUCUCGCUACUCAAGACCCUAUGCAUGGGGCUGCUUUUCGCAUUCACCACGCCUCUGGGCGUGGCUAUAGGGUUGGCCGUCCAGUCGUCUUACAACUCCAACAGCCAGGCAGCUCUGGCGACUGAAGGCGCGUUCAAUGCCGUGUCCGCCGGCAUCCUCAUUUACAACGGACUCGUUGACUUGUUAGUGCCGACGUUCGACGAGCACGACGAAAACACCCCCAAGGAUCCGGUUGCGUAUUUCUUUGGGUUUGUGUUUUUGUUUCUGGGCGCUGGGGCCAUGAGCCUGCUCGCCAUAUGGGCCUAG
This is a messenger RNA of Closterium sp. Naga37s-1, 1170 nucleotides long. The record is from the annotation of a GenBank genome assembly. Lineage: Eukaryota; Viridiplantae; Streptophyta; Zygnematophyceae; Desmidiales; Closteriaceae.